Molecule: messenger RNA, 1171 nt
Organism: Carica papaya (papaya)
Lineage: Eukaryota; Viridiplantae; Streptophyta; Magnoliopsida; Brassicales; Caricaceae
Product: 2-hydroxyisoflavanone dehydratase-like
Molecular function (GO): hydrolase activity
Source: RefSeq, a predicted model, not a curated record
CACAAGAACAAAUUCUCUCUCUCCUUCAUCAUUUCUCACCCGUCAUGGGCUCCAUUGCCGAUCACGAUCACAAGGAAGUCGCUACAGAGCUUCUCCCUUACAUCCGCAUAUACAAAGAUGGCUGUGUUGAGAGAUUAAUGGGUUCUCCCACUGUACCUCCUCCUAACGACACAGAAACUGGAGUCUCAUCAAAAGAUGUUAUCAUCUCUGAAACUCCUCUCAUCUCAGCUCGACUUUACCUCCCAAAACAUGUCAACCCUAAUCAAAAGCUCCCAAUCUUGGUCUACUUCCAUGGCGGAGCCUUCAUCUUCGAAUCUGCCUUCUCUUUCCUCGAAACCAAGUUCAUGAACCGGCUGGUUGCCGAAGCCCGAGCCGUGGCUGUGUCAGUAGACUACAGGCUAGCCCCAGAACAUCUUCUCCCCUCUGCUUACGACGACUGCUGGGCUGCGCUCCGCUGGGUCGCUUCACAUUCGGCCGCUGACACUACUGGCAUCAACCCAGACCCAUGGUUGUUGAACCACGCCAAUUUUGAACGAGUCUUUAUCGGUGGAGACAGUGCAGGGGCUAAUAUAGCACAUAAUAUAGCCAUGCGAGCAGGCUCUGAGGAAUUACCAGGUGGAGUCGAACUGUUAGGAGCUUUUACUACCCACCCUUAUUUCUGGGGGUGGAAGCCAAUCGGAGAAGAACGUAAAGAAGGGCUUGAGCAGAAGCUGCCAUAUUUAUUAUGGAAGUUUUUGUAUCCAACAGCACCUGGUGGAAUUGAAUGUCCCAUGAUUAACCCUCAUGGGGAAGGAGCUCCGAGCUUGAGUGGUCUUGGGUGCAGUCAGCUACUUGUGAGUACAACUGACAUGGAUGGACUGAGACACAGAGCUUUUGCCUAUUACAAUGGCGUGAAGGAAAGCGGGUGGGAAGGAGAAGCGGAGCUGGUUGUUGUUGAAGGUGAACCUCAUGGCUUUCAUACUUGCAAUUAUGAGUCUGAGAGUGCAAAGCAAAUGAUCAAACGUCUGGCUUCCUUUCUUCUCAAAUGAAAUCGUUCACCGAGUAUCUACGAAUAUAUGUACUGUAUACAUAUUUGCUUUACUGUCUACAGCAGCUGAGUUUAUGCUGAGUAACAGAAAAGAGCUGCUUCUUUUUCCUCUCAACUGUUAAAAUAAAAGUAUUCUGCAUUCCC